GUUCGCUACAAAGAGUACUUGAGAUUGCCCAAGGAAGUCAUGAGCACCUUCAGUGUGAUGAACCAAACUGUGCCCAUUGUAAUCCACCUGGUGACGACGAACCAGAGUCGGAAGACGAGGACCCACCUGAGGAAGAAGGCUCAGACGAAGAAACGGCCGAUAAGCAUAAAAAGCCCUUAAAGGUCAAGCCCUCAAAAGUCAAACCGAGGAAAGCGCCCAGAUUGGAAGAGGCCAUGAACCGUGACAAGGUUAAGAAAGGCGAUUUCCUCAAGAAACGACGGGAGGAAGAGGAUAAGAAGAAACGACGGGAGGAAGAGGAUAAGAAGAAACGACAGGAGGAAGAAGAUAAGAAGAAGAAGAGCGGUGACGAAAGUGAUAGCACAAGCACCGGGAAGAAGAAAAGAGAUGAACCAGCGUCGCAUGAUGUCGAGAUAUUGGACGAGUCAGUCGGCGAAGUUGAAGAAAGGUCAUCGACACCUACGAAGCCAAAGAAAGUUAUUCAAUCGGCUACAGCAGAGCCAUCAAAACUCAAAGGAAAGGUCAUAGCGGUGAAACAAGCUGUCCCCAUUGUCAUUUCCGCAUCCACGCCAAAGGAGCGCAAGGACAAACAGAUUCGCGAAAAAGCGAAACGGGAGACGUCGCGUGAAUCGGAGGCAUCGGAAGUGAGCCUUCCAAGCACUUCGACGGUCAGUGCAAGGUCACAUACAGAUUCGAAAACGACACGAUCAAGGACUACUGAGCCAAGAAGCUUAGCGGAGGCCUUGGAUAAAGGGCAGAAAGCAAAGAGCGAGCCCGUUAAGACGAAAGGAAAGGUCAAAACAGCCAUGAAAGUUGAUGCAAUGGCAGUGAUCAAUUACGCCGAACCAGAGGGAGAGAGUGAAUUGGACUUCACCUCAGACGAAGAAUUUGAUGGUCCAGAUGAUGAUAAUUUGAACACGGUCGAUGAAAUAAUCAAAGCGUAUAACGGAGCGGAGAAGAAUUUCAUACGAAUAAGAACAGCAUCGGUGACAUCCAAAUUUAAAUCAGGCCUGAAGACGUAUUUGAAGAAACAACAUCGUAGCUUCACUAAACAAAAGUUCGACGUCGUAUUGGAAUUCGCGCGGAACGCAGGAAAACUUAUACAGAAGCACCCGAGUUUCUCGUAUGAGGCCAAGUUGUUCCGACCGAAACCAACCGGAAAGCGCUAAGAAACGCCCGCCGAGAGAUGACGAGGGCGAUUCAAAUGAAAUGGAAUAGUGUUGACCUUUAUGAUCACACUAUUAAAAGGACGUCUACGGCAUUUGUCGGUACGUCACAAAGAUGAAAAUGGUGUUGUAUAAAGGACGUGACACGUGACAUGUUAACAUAAACUGUAUUUGUGUAAUUGUUGUUUGCAGCGUUUAUAGCACAGAAUUGCCAAAAAGAAAUCAUGUGGAGUAUCUAUUGGGGUUGAAAUUGAUUCGGUCUAUAAAGCCGGCCCCAAGGGAGUAGUUACGGCAGUUAGCCGGCUCUCCUCUCUAAGCGACUCAGUGUUAUAAAUGCACAAGAGAAACAACGGUAAUCAAGCCGGAUCUCUUGAAUACGAAACGGGGCCACAAGCGGCGAAAAAGAGAAAGACAACAGGUGGAAUAUUGAUGAGGUUAACUUAAUGCGGCAAUUGGCCGGCCUCAUUAGAGUUGUUACGGUAAACUAUGCCGGCACUCUUCUUAAGCGAUUCAGUGUUAAAGGUGAAACGAGAAAAACUACGGUAAUCGAGCCGGAUUUCUCGUAUCAACAUUGGCCACAGGCGGCGAACAAGAGUAAAAGAUUAACUGUGGAAAUUUCAUGGGGUAAACUUAAUGCGGUAACUGGCCGGCCUCAUCAGAGAUGUUACGGUAAACUUGCCGGCACUCUGGCCGCUCGAGGCAUAUUGAAGUUGGAUGUGCGACGGAAAGGUCAACUUAAAAGUUUUACCAGGGAGGCAAGCGAAGAAAUGCUUGACGGCCGCAGAAAUUGGCUAAGUUCCUCCAUGACCUUUGAUGAGAGUUUGAAGAGAUGUCGGAUGACCUUUGGGAUUAUUACCGCCCAAGAGAGUCACCGUGUUAGAAUUCAAGUCGCAUGACCUUUUGGGACCAUUAACCCAAACCGAGUCGCACAUCACAACGGAUCAUCUCAACAAAGGAUGACCUUUACUAGGGAGGAAGCGAACUACGCUUGUCUAUAUGACGUCCCUCCAUGACCUUUAUGGAUCUCAUUUUGAAGUCGUACAAUUGAUACGCACCAUAUUCCAAAGAUGAAGCAGUAUUCCUAAAGUCGUACUUGAUACGCACCCGAUUCUCAAAGCGGAUUGUGAUGGAAGUCGCAUUAUGGAUGCGCGAAGUUGCUCAACGGAGCGGAAUGGAUUAAAGUGCGGAAAACGGUGGACAGGACCUGUGACCUUUGCGAGUCAGAAAUGGAGGAUCCUAGUCUACAAUUUGAUUAAUACUUUUGUUGAUCUGUUACUGUUGAUCUGUUUUAAUGAUUUGAUAGUAUUUUUAUAAUUGGAUCUCUUUAUUUCACAUUGUAUUAAAUGGAAUUGUGCCUUUACGGAAUUGAUGUGAUAAAAUGGAUUAAGAGAAUUUGAUGUUUUUGAGCACACACAGACACUCGGCGACCGUCGUCUUCUCGUGGAUUCGGGAGUGUGUCCAGCCUCACAGGAGCUCGGCAUCCCCCCAGAGGCAUGUGAGACCGGGAUCACUAGCGUUCACGUCAGUGGCGCUAGGCGCUACGCCUUUGGAUUAUGGCCUGUGUUGUGUCUCGCUUCUGAUUGGCUUGUGUUUUGUUAGUGGGCGCGGCAUAGCACGUGCUGCACAGCGUUGCACGCUGUUGAAUGGGCUCCACGUUUUACGAUCGAGCUGCGCCGAUCAUUAUUGAUUUUCGAUUGUCGGAACUUUCAAUAUUAAAAAGUCAGCAGUUUACGGUGCGACGUUUUGUGAUUCCGCAAUAGUUCGCAAUCCAGAUCGUAUUGCUCACUUCCACGGGAUAGAUUCCGUUUCUGUCUCCGUCCGUGGAUCUGUUCUGGAUCUACCAUUAGAACUCAAAUGAGUUGCAUUUGGCCCAGAGGCGUCGCGGUCCAUGAUGGCUAGUUUCCGGCUGGCCAAACGCUAUUGACAGUUUGAUUGUACUGUACUGGAGUUCUUCAACAUGCAGAGCAAAAUCACUGUUGUUGAGUCAUUUCCCAAUACUCGUACGGCCACAUACGCCUUACUUUGUGGAAAGAUCCAAAAAAGGACGCUUGCUGGGAGAAGGAGCGAUCAAGUCCAGUUCAAUGAGAGCUGCGUUAUGAAAAAAAUGGCAGUUCCAUAUCGCGAUCGGGAUCUUCUCAAGUAAACUGUCCACAGGUGAUCACACUGCUCUCUUCAUCGACCAAAGGAGCACACUGAUAAGUCAAAUUUAACAGGAAGAAAUUCUAAAUCAACAAAAACUAAACAAACAUGCGCGAAAUGGAGAAACGCGACGUACCCAAGUCUUGCAGUUACGGAGGUACCAUGGCACAUCUUGCAUGCCUUAAAAGCUCCACUGAGUCGUGCACUCAUGGUGCAUAAAUCCGAUUGAUUCAAGGAGAACAGCUUCCUGAUGUAGUGAUGUCAGUGAUGUGUCAAGCAAUGUGUUUGCUACUUACUUGCUUCCCGGCUCUUCCAUCUCGUUACGGGGCAAGCCACAACACACAGGCAUAAGGCACACGAUUUAAGGACAAUGAAAUGAGAACCAACCGCCAUGUCGAUUUUAAUGUUCAGGCAUCAGUAUGACCAUCUUCUAAAACUGUCUCGCAAAACCGGUAAGAUUACUGACUGCAUCCGCGGGAGUUGAAGAGGUAGUAAAUUCCCUUUAACCGCCCGCACUAGGCGUCGGCUUCUUCGGCAUCAAAAGAAGUCGAAGUGCGGGCGGUCUAGGCGAAUUUACUAUUCCGUUAAACUCCCGCGGAUACAUUACAUACGUUCCAAGCAUCGCUAAGUAUAAGCAGUGUUGGUCGCUUUUGGUAUAAUAUUGUUGAGUUUUCUGUCAAACAGUUACAAGCGUGAGAGAGUGGUACAACAACGGCCUAGCACAUGGUUUAGCACAGCACUAGCUUUUGGUUAUCAAUCAUAUUGGUCUUAAAUGGGAGAAAACGAAUAUUCUUAUUCAGAAUACCAUAGUAAUUCCCAAGAAAUCCGGAAUUAAACUUAUGAUUGAUUUACCAACGGCCUAGCACAUGGUUUAGUACAACAACGGCCUAGCACAUGGUUUAGCACAGCACAUUUCCGGUAUCAGCAUGCUCCACAUGGACAGGGUCUGUUAACGGUAAAAAUAUUGCUGCAUAAUUAUAGGAUCAUCGAAGCGUUAUAAUUAGGGCAGCAAAAGUUAUUAAUAACUACACUUUAGUUGUCACCAUCGAACAAUGAGGAGCAUUGCACUGAUUCAUCAUUGUAUGAUUAAUUUAUAUUGUCACACCUAUG
This is a messenger RNA of Paramacrobiotus metropolitanus, 4433 nucleotides long. Its product is annotated as DNA ligase 1-like. The record is from RefSeq and is a predicted model, not a curated record. Bases 234 to 1187 code for a protein of 317 amino acids. The transcript is spliced from 2 exons. Lineage: Eukaryota; Metazoa; Tardigrada; Eutardigrada; Parachela; Macrobiotidae.